Huiozyma naganishii CBS 8797 is the source of this 1746-nucleotide messenger RNA. RefSeq lists its product as uncharacterized. Bases 1 to 1746 code for a protein of 581 amino acids. Gene Ontology annotation, biological process: amino acid transport; transmembrane transport. Gene Ontology annotation, cellular component: membrane. The record is from RefSeq and is a predicted model, not a curated record. The transcript has a single exon. Gene Ontology annotation, molecular function: transmembrane transporter activity. NCBI's taxonomy places the organism in Eukaryota, Fungi, Ascomycota, Saccharomycetes, Saccharomycetales, Saccharomycetaceae.
AUGUCCUUAACGUCUUCAAAAAAGGAGACCCAAGUCGUAACGGAGCAAAGACUCUCCGUUGACUUUGGGUCUGCGGAGGAAAUAGAGCGUCCAUUUUCUAACAUACGUUCAGUAAGAUCCCAGACUGGUGCUGGGGAAGUCAACUUCAUUGAUGCAGGAGCUACUGUUUCUGAUCACCAACUGCUGGCAGAAAUCGGUUACAAACAAGAGCUUAACAGACAGUUUUCAACGAUACAGGUAUUCGGCAUUGCAUUUUCCAUUAUGGGUUUACUGCCAUCUAUAGCAUCUGUAAUGGGUGGUGGUCUUGCUGGUGGUCCCACGACACUUGUAUGGGGCUGGUUUAUUGCCGGUUGCUUUAUCCUGACUGUUGGUAUUGCAAUGGCUGAAAAUGCGAGUGCUAUCCCGACGGCGGGUGGUCUAUAUUACUGGACGUAUUACUAUGCUCCAAAGGGCUACAAGGAGGUCAUUUCCUUUGUUAUCGGAUGUUCUAAUUCUUUAGCUCUUGCCGCAGGGGUCUGCUCGAUAGAUUACGGUUUUGCUGAAGAAGUCCUUGCGGCUGUCGUCAUUGCCAAGGAUGGAAACUUCGAAAUAACGCCCGGUAAAACGUAUGGUGUUUUCGCUGCGGCCGUUGUGGCAAUGGGAAUCUGUACAUGCAUGGCAUCCAAGGCCAUUGCGCGGCUGCAAACGAUAAGUAUUGUCUCCAAUUUGUUCAUUAUUGUUUUGCUUUUCAUUGCGUUACCCAUAGGCACUAAAAUAAACAUGGGAGGGUUCAACGAUGGUUCUUUUAUCUUUGGUAAAUUUAAGAACCUGAGUGAUUGGAACAAUGGAUGGCAAUUUUUUCUUGCGGGGUUUAUGCCUGUUGUGUGGACAAUUGGCGCAUUCGAUUCGUGUGUCCAUCAAUCUGAGGAAGCCAAGGAUGCCAAAAAAUCUGUACCAAUUGGUAUCAUUGGCUCGAUAUCUGUCUGCUGGGUUUUAGGGUGGCUGAUUCUGAUCUGUUUGAUGGCAUGUAUGUCACCGGACAUAGAGGGAAUUGUUGAUAACAAGUACGGGUUUGCCAUGGCACAGAUCAUUUACGAUUCUUUAGGUAAAAAGUGGGCCGUUGCCUUUAUGUCCUUGAUUGCCUUCUGUCAAUUCCUAAUGGGUUCUUCAGUGGUUACAGCUAUUUCCAGACAGAUAUGGGCUUUUGCUCGUGACGACGGGCUCCCCCUAUCCGACUACAUAAAAAUGGUUGACAAGAAGUAUAAAGUUCCCUUCAACGCUAUUAUCUUUGCUUGUUGCGGUUCUUUGAUUUUGGGGUUACUGUGUUUGAUUGAUGCUGCCGCGACAAGUGCCUUAUUCUCACUAGCGGUGGCGGGGAAUAACCUGGCAUGGAGUACCCCUACUCUUCUUCGGUUGACCUCUGGAAGAGACCUGUUCAGACCUGGUCCCUUUUAUUUGGGCCCUGUGUGGUCAAAAGUGAACGGGUGGAUCUCGAUUAUUUUCGAGGCCUUUAUUAUCAUAGUGGUGAUGUUCCCAAGUGAAAAGCAUGGCAUCACUAAAUCCACAAUGAACUACACUUGUGUGAUUGGUCCAGGGAUAUGGUUUUUGUCCUGGGUGUACUACUCCGUAUACAAAAAAAGUACUACCACGGUCCUAAAACAAACUUAUCUGAGGAGCAAUUUGAGGAAGCCGUCGGCCCAGAUGUUAUUGAUCAUAUUCUGUCGUACCAUGAAGCAAGCAAAGAUGUGUAGUAGUUUUUUUGUCUGA